CGAUAAUCUUGAGGCAUUGCAAACAGCGUGGUUCAUGAUGUGGGACAGGGUGCAGUGAGCAUGAGUAUAUCACAUACAUGCAAGAUACCAACGCACUUCGUUCGUCACAUCAGUCGGAUCUCUCCCCAACGUUCUCCCCACCCUCUUUCCCACUCACUCAUCCGUCAGUCAUUUGGCGCCGUAGAUGCGCUGCCACUCUUCGUGCUUGGCGACGUCAUCCAAGUUGACGGAUGGGGCUGUGCUCUCAAGCGCCUGAUCGGCCAACACAAGGCACAUAGCAGUGGUUGACUAGCGUGCCGCCUCUCGUUCUCUGUGUUGGCCUUUCUCACCUUUCUGAAAUCAUCUUCCGACACCUUAGGAGCCUGACGGACAUGCACGCAAACACACAACACAGACAGACAGACAGACAGACAGUGCACCGAAUAUGAAGUCCACACCGGCAUGUACUACAGACCUGUGGCAGCCUUCCUUCAUCCUUCAUUUGUUUGAUCUCCAAUGCCGUCUUGUUGGCGAUGAGCCGCCGCAUUGGCUCCAUGCACGCCUCGCGACACAACAAAUGAAUGUCUGAACCUGACACGCACAGACCACAGGGAGACCAGUCCGCGAGGGGAGGGGAAGAUUGCCUUUCCUGUCUGACCUGAGAAGCCUUCGGCUUGUGCGGCGAGCUCCUCAAUCGACACGUCAUCCCCUACCUGCAUGACCAAAGAGGGAACAGGCACACAGCCACAGCCAUGCGUGGACAGGCAGCAUGGGCAUUGGUCAGCGUCCUCACAUCGACGUUGCGCAGGUUGAGUGUGAACAUGUGCCUCCGCGCCUCGUCGUCAGGCAGGGGUAUGUAGAUCCUCUUCUCCAGCCGCCUCCGCAGUCCCUCGUCGAGGUCCCAUGGCAUAUUGGAUGUCGCCAGCACCAUGACCAGGUUGGACGAAGCGUCCCCACCUUCCCCGUCAGCUGACGCCUCGGCUGCACGACUCAGCAGCCCAUCCAUUUGACUCAGCACCUCAGCCUUAAACCUGAACGAGUGCACAUUCGAACCUAUGUCAUGUUUCCCGGUCGUUGCGAUGCGCGUGCCUUCUGGAGGCUUCGUGUUCGGCCGCCGUGCCCCUCUGCGACAUGAGGGCAUCGAUCUCAUCAAAGAAAAUUAUUGACGGAGCUCGACGACGAGCCAUCUGCACACAUCAAAGCAGAAGAAGGGUAGUAGGACCUGCCCCACAUGUCCAUUCGUCUGUUAGUCAUCUUACCUGGAAGAGCGCUCGCACCAGUUUCUCCGAUUCCCCCCGCCACUUGGACACGAGAGACGCGGCAGUGCAGUUGAAGAAGGUCAAGUGGCCCAUCGAUGCAACGGCCUUCGCCAGUAGCGUCUUGCCCGUGCCAGGCGGACCAAACAUUAAUACGCCCUUCCACGGCUCCCGAAUCCCUGCCGUCACACAUGUAUCACAUGAAUGAUGCGGCGCCGAUGGGUUCUUCGAGCCUCAGUGUACCUGUGAAGUAUUCGGGAACGAUAAGAGGCAGCACUACUGCCUCAGUCAGUAAACGCUUGGCGUCAUCGAGAGCAGCGAUGUCAUCAAAACUCACAUCUGCAGAACACACACACACAGCAAGAAGACCCCACAGAAUGCCACUCGCCGCAUGUAUUAUGUAUGUGACCACCCGUCGACUCACUGAGUGAUGUCUGGAGUACGUCCUGUUCGAUGGCGCCCGCAAACUCCAUCUCCUCUCGCGCCCCUGGUGGCACCACACCCAUGCCAAUCCCCACACCCCCACCUCCAACACCAUCCCGCCGCACCGCCUGCUGUGGACGCGCCCUUGGCGGAAUGGCUGCGCUGCUGACACGAGGCGCUGAAGCGCUCUCAUCGUUCGUCCUCACAGCGUCCCUGUCAGGCAGUGCGAUGGCGGUUGACGACGACGCGCUCGCAGGUGCUGGUCUCUCUCCUUGUGUGUUGGCCUCAUCUUCGGGAGGCUGGCACGAUGCAGGGUUGAUUUGGCCGCCUGGCGGCUCCCGCAGCGACACGCAGAAGCGCCUGACGUACAUGCGUGUCUUGCCGUAGACGCCGAUGCCGAUGCAGGGGCAGAGCUCCCGGGGAGUGGGGAGCUUGUCGAUGACCAGCACGCCGUUGAGGUACACACAGAUGGAACUCGGGGUGCACUCUAGCCGCACGUUGAUGUAGCGGUUGGGCUGCAAAACGGAGCAGCCGGGGAGGCUCUGCAGAGUGCGCGACUGCCCACGAGGACGAAAGGACUCCACACGGAAAUCCCUGAAUAAACGAUGGUAUCAAAUUGUUUUCGCCGCAUUGAUUCCUGAAUGUGUCUUUUGGGCGAGCUUGCCUUGUCGAUGUGUUGAAUUGCAGCGAGGUGAAGUCACAUCCAGAUGAAUAGUCACAGGCCUGAAUGCAGACAUCACCCAGCAGUGACAGAUAGAUUCAGUUGCCUCCUUUCCAGUUCAUGCCUCGGACUGACCUUCUGUGUGUCGAAGAGCAGAUGCAUGACUUGUCCGUCGAAGGGCCCUUGAGGCGCCACCUUCAUGUCCGCCUUGAUGACGAAGGAUCCCGACGCCAGCCGGGCCCUCUCCUCCGCCUUGCCCUCAUACGUGGCGAUGCAAUGCCCUGCAACCAACCAUUCAGUAUCCAGCCACAGGCAUCGACGAAGGUGUCAUUGUGUGUUGGUCUGCUGUCACCGAUGUGAGUGCCCUCCAGCACCACAGCAUUCGACUCUUUCUUGGAGAGAUAAAGUCGGCCUCGCUCCGUCUGCUGAAGCUGCAACAGACAACACUCAGCCAAGGAAAGCGUCGAUGCAGACAUAUCGUUUGUGCAUGUUCUCACCCAUCCGACGUCUUCUGGCGGUUCAGAUGCACCGGCCGCGUCUUGGGAGGAGGGAGGACCAUCGCUUGGCACGGCAAGAAGCCGCGAGCCUCCGAGGCCGCUGCCGCUCCGCGAUGGACCGGCGAUACCCCUACCACCAGGCCUAAUAGACACACUCAUUUGUUUGUCUGCACCUUCUCUGUUUCCACCUUGCCUACCCAUCGGCAUUUGUAGUCCUGUGUGGCCGGAUGCCCUCCCGCGCCAGCUGAUGCACCUUCCCGUGACCAUUCUUUUUUGCUCCCGCGCCGAUGGGUUGGAAUGGAACUGAAGCCCUCCUCUUUCUCUCGGGCUCCUGCACCAAUCAGCACACAUGCAGCAAUCAAAUCAUGCAAGGGAUGAAAUGAAAAAGCACCAGGGCUGUCUUCUGCCUACUCGAGGCGCAGGCUUGUCCGCAGUUGAAGAAGGAAAGCGAUAGGUCAGAUCCACAGGCUGCAUCGCCGUGCUCCUCCGACGCUCUGGCGGGGCCGCAACUUGAAGUCUGCACAUCCAUUGACUCUCUUGACUCAUCCAGCCUUUUGGUGCUUCAUCAGAGUUACCGUGUCGAGUGCGAAGGCCGCAUGAGAUGGUCGCCGGAGAAGUUGUCCAUCGCUGCUGAAGCGUGAGCGAAGAAAUGAUCCAUGGAGCUGAGGCGCGAGAAUGGCGCCAUGAAUGGACUGCUGAAGAAGCCGUCCAUUCUCGCAAAGCAGGAGCGGUU
This is a messenger RNA of Vitrella brassicaformis, 3549 nucleotides long. The record is from the annotation of a GenBank genome assembly. NCBI's taxonomy places the organism in Eukaryota, Vitrellaceae.